Phymastichus coffea is the source of this 14906-nucleotide messenger RNA. RefSeq names its product chromodomain-helicase-DNA-binding protein 7 (gene kis). NCBI's taxonomy places the organism in Eukaryota, Metazoa, Arthropoda, Insecta, Hymenoptera, Eulophidae. Bases 506 to 14248 code for a protein of 4580 amino acids. Gene Ontology annotation, molecular function: protein binding; ATP binding; ATP-dependent chromatin remodeler activity. The record is from RefSeq and is a predicted model, not a curated record. The transcript has 20 exons.
CGCACCUCGGCUCCACCGCCGCACACCGCGAGAGCGAGACAGAGCUGCAAGACGCCGCCGCUCAGGAACUAGGAAGAGCGAAGCCUCUCCCCCUCGCGCGUGUGUGCAUUUGCGCGCGCGCGCCACCGAGUCGCCGCCGUCACCGGACCCCGACUUCGAAGGAUGUGCUGCUCUACACGACAGUGAAAGAGCGCCGUGCCAAGCCGUGUCGACCUUCGCGAUAGACGUGAAAAGCGACGCCGCACACUCGCGUAUUCUACACCUCUGGCGGCGCGUGCGUGUGCGAGCGAUAAUGGCGUAUGGGGUCGCCGGCUGCUGCUUGCCUGACUGACUAUCUCUCCACCGUACCUCCUUCCGCACACGCGCCACGUUCCUCUUACGUAUUCCAGCGACAAGUGAAGCCGAUAAAAAGCAAUAAUGGGAACGCUAAUGGGUUUGGAGGAACAGGUACUGGACUACUCGAAGCCCGACCCAGAGGCGAAGAGUCGUACAGCAGCGUAAAGACAUGGACUCGUACGACCUAUUCGGCGAGGAUGUCAGUGGAUCGAUGCUCGAUGCUCUUCCCGAUCUCGGGGGUUCAGAUCACUUUGACCCGACCACAGCCGCAGCAGCCAGCAGCGCCGCCAGCUCUGUAGUGCCUAGAGACCCAGCAGCGCAGAACUCCGGCCCCAAUGGAGGAGGGAGUUACAUUAGCCAGUCGUACGCCUCGAUUAAUCAGGAAUCUCCCUUGCAAAAAUUAAGCUCUUUCGGUGGAUCUGACUUUGGCGCCGCAGCCGCCGCCGCCGCCGCCGCCGCAGCCAGUCAGCAGCAGCAGCAACAGCAGCAGCAGCGCGUCACUAACGCCAUGUACAACCAGAACCUAGGGCCCUAUGAGCCGGGCCCCCCGAGGCCCCAGCCGGGUGGGCCUGCGGGCAUGGUGCCCGGUCCGGCCGGCUAUCCUGGGCAGUCGCGCGGUGCCAUGGGCCCUGGACCCGGGCCCGGGCCUCAGCAGCAGCAGCGCGGCCCGCCCCAACAGCAGUCGCAGUACGCCGGUUACAGCGACAGCAUGUAUUCGAUGGAGCAGCAUUCUAUGCAGUCUCGUGGCAUGGACCCGAUGCAGGGCUGGCCUGGCCAAGGCUACGCCAGCCCCCAGAUACAGAGGCAUUACAGCCAAAUGAUGCAGCCGCAGCCGCCUGCGGCCGCUUACCGCCAGCACGGCAUGCCCUCGCAGUAUGAGCAGCAGCAACAGCAGCAACAGCAGCCCAAGAUGCAGCCACAACAGCACUCGCCCCAGCAACAGCAUUACUCGCAACAGCAGGCGGGCAUGCUGGCCCAAAUGGGCGUGCCCCACCAGGCGAUGCAAACUCCUGCAGGCGCCUAUCAGCAGCAGCACUUGGCCGGCCAGCAGCAGCAGCACUACCAGCAGCAGAGCCAGGCCUCCAUGGCAAGCUACGCGGCCUCGGCGGGCUACCUGGGCUUCGGCGCCUCCAUGCAUCAGCAGCCCCAGGCACCCCAGCAGCAGCCUCAGCGUAUGCCUCCUCAUCAUCCGUCCCAUUCGACUCACCAGCCGCACCCUUCGCACCCGCAGUACCCGCCCAUGGGCCAGCACGCACAGCACUCGGUGCCGCAGUCGCAGCAGCAGCAGCAGCAGCAGCCUAUUGACCCGCAGUAUCCUCAUCAUUCCUCGCAAAUGUUCAACCAGCCACAGCAUCCUGGUCCGACCUCGCAGUACGGUCCGACAAAGCACGCGACCAGCCCGCAGUACAGGGCCGCGCUGCCACAGCUGUCUCCGCAAAUGUCUCCCAGGCCGCAGAUGUCUCCACGGCCACCGGCUGUGCAGCAGCAGAUGUCUCCUAGACCUAUCAUGUCGCCCGCGAAACCGAGCACGCUAUCUCCGCAUCCUCAUGUACAGCUUCCCCAUCAGCAGCAACAGCAGCCCCAGCCGGUGUCCGUUUCCCCUUGCCCGCCCACGUCGAUACCGAUGAAUUCUGCCGCCACGACGCAACAGACCACUUUGCAAGCUCUUGAGCAAAUGGUCAUACCUGGCUCCAGCCCUAAUGUGCCCUCUCAAGACUACGGCCAGUACCAGUCACGGCCACCCAUGUCUCAUGCGCCAAAUCUCCUACCGACCUCACAAAGCCCCAUGGGACCAAUGGUCACGGGGCCGCGCAUGCCGAUGCCCUCGCAGUGGCCUCCGCAGCCCCAUCAGCCGCAACCUCAGCCUCAGUCGCCGCAGAUAAGGCCGCAAAUAAGUCUGAGUGACGCUCGAGGCAUGAUGGAGCCUCAUCAUCAGCAGUCGCAACAGCAACAGCCACCUGCUCCGCCAAUCGUAUCUGAGCAGAGUGCGCCGCCACUUUACCCCAUGAACGGUAACGAGAGCAUUCAUGGCGUUGUUGAAACGGCAUCAAGAGAGCCCCCCGACAUACAUCAGAAUUCGAUUCACUCGCUCCCACAUCCGCCGACCGUUUCGGAAUCGGAUCUCUCGGAUUCGUCGCUAUUGCAUCAACAUCAGCAACAUCAACAGCAACAACAUACACACCAACACCUUCAACAUCAACUUCAAGUACAGCAACCAUCACAACAGCAACAUCAUUCGCAGUCACACUCGCAACAGCAUCAAUCGCACCAACUGCAUCAAGCAGUCACGAGCCUACCCAGUCAGGUAAUGGGCAAUCAAGAUUUGCUGAGCCAACAACCGCAGCAGCAGCCACAGCAACAAGAAAGUUCAAUUCACGGCACUUCACAAGUCAAUUCGUCGUCAAUGGACACGGUGUCCAUCCCUCCAGCGCACAUCGAGCCAGUACAAUCGUUACCUGCCACUAGCACUAGUAAUAAUUCCGAAUGUAGCACGUCGAUACUACAGCAGCAACAACAAUCAGUCGCCAGCUCGUCGCCAAUCCCAAGCUCGAUUCUUGAACCUGAGACCAACAAAAUACCUGAUCUACAGACAAGUGAUCAAACGAUUGAUCAAACGAGCUCCUCUCAGCAACAACAAUCCACGUGCUCGACGCCACCACUCAGUCAACAGCAAUCGCAAUCGCUCAUAGGCAGUCAGCCACCAGUGUCGCAAAUAAGCAUGGUUCAGUCGCAAAUGUCGUUACCGCAGACCACUCAACCCCAAGUCAGUGAACAGCAAGUUAUCAGCCAGCAGCAACAACAAAUGCAACCAGUCAGUCAAGUCCCUCCAUCUCAGACAGCAGUAUUAGGGCAACCAGUGCAGCCCAUCGCAACGUCGCAAGCUCAAACGCAAAUCGACACAUUACAGACACCGCAAGUAAAUGUUUUGUCACAGAGUAACACGCCGGUCAGUCCGUUGCAAGCAUCGAAUCAGCCGCUUAUCUCUGAUCAGGUGACCGAUGCAAUAUCCAGUCAAAAUUCGCAGAGUCAAUCAAUGGAAGUUCAGUCAUCUGAGGUACCAAACCAAGUACAAAGCCAAAUUAGUCCAGAUCAGUCGACGCAAAAUCAAGCACCAAGUCAAGUGCCGACUCCCACGUCGCAGAAUCAAGCGGAUCCAACUCAGGUUGGCCCAACCCAGGAACAAUCUUCUCCACAAUUAUCUUCUGCGGCAACGACACCUACUGCUCCUCAACCUAUCGUUUCUCUGACGUCGGCACCUAUAACCAAUAAUAUGUACUCAAACGAUAUUGCACCUCAAGUUUACCCACCAAGUGACACUAAUGCCAUGGUCAACAGUACAGGUAUGACCAACGUUGAUUUUAUAUCACAAACUACGCCUGUGGGGUACACCAAUCCGAUGGUGCCCGUGUCCCAUCAACAAGAGAGAGCGGCUCUUCAACAGCAAUUGCAAGAACUCUACUGCAUGCCACCAGCACCAGAUGUUCAAGAUAAAAUUGUCACUAUCCAAGAGAAGCUGCAGGCUCUACAGCAACAUGAAACCAAUGAUCAAUGCAACGGUGGGACUCAAUGUAUUUUGCAACAAUCUUCCUUGUUUACUGGUCCAGCUAUUGUCGAUAGCCCCCAAGUAUCGAGCACAACGGGCAGAGGACGCAGCAAAGCUACAUCGAGAUCAAAAAAGAAUCGAAAGAAGGCGGAUAAAGAGGCCGCUCUUCCGGUACAGCCGAUGACGCAGUCUGAACAGGCUGAAUCUGAGAAUCUAGUCACUCCGGUGGACAGUAGCAAUAUCGUUGACAGCGCAGCCGAUUCAGUUGAAGAUAUGAAGCCAGAUGGUGGUGAAGGAGAAGAAGAGUGGCCUAUAAAAGGGAAAAAGGCAAGACCGCCGCGGAAACCGAGAAAACCGAAGGAGCCAAAAGAGCCAAAGGAACCAAAAAUUAAAAAGGAAAAGGAAGUAAAGGUUGUCAAAGAGACCAAAAUUACCAAGGAAUCAAAAUCUAAAAAGAAAAAAGACAAAGAUACCACGCCAAAGCGCAGCAAAAGAAAGACGAAAUCCGAAUCAGGAGACGAUGAAACAAAACUUGAGAAUGAGGAAAUUGCUGAUUCAACUAAAGAUUCUGAAGGAAAGCCAGCAUCCACAGAUGAGGACAACGAACAAGUCGAUUCCUCAACAAACGAACUUACCAUAUCGGAAUCGAAACAGGAUGCUGAAGAAAAGUCAGAUACAGAAAAAGCUGUCGUUGACGAGGAUAAAAAAGAUGGCCAAGAUAGUCAAGCAGCUGAUACACCAGCAGCAAAGAAAAAACCCCCCAGUCGGAAACGGCCUAGUAAAAGUUCCUCUUCAAAAUCUCCUAGAAGUUCAAAGAAACGUAAGAGCCGCAUAGCCCCAGAUUCCGAUGGAGAAGAAUUGGCAACGACGCCUCCUCCGUCGCCUGAGGCUGCUGAUGAUAACAAAAGACGAUCUGCUAGAAAUACUCAUCGCAAAAAGUACGUAGACGAUGUAAUGCUUCGAUUUUCAGACGACGAAUUGCCCAAUCAAGACGGACAAGGUAAAAAAUCUGAUGGCUCUACUAAACCUUCAUCUGAUAAAAAACCUGGUGAAGGCGGCGAAGUUAUCCCCAAUAAGCCCAACUUUGUAUAUAUUAAUACUACCGAUGAAGAUUCAAUGGUUGUGCAACACAUUUUAUGCUCACGAAUGGGAAAAAGAGAAGUGAAGCCUGAAAUACCUCCUGUUCUAGAAGUUCCAUCCGAAAAAUCUGAGGAACUGAAAAAAUGCGAAGGGAAACAGGAUGAAGAUAUAAAGAGAGAUGAUGAAUCGAGGGACAAUAUCGUUUCCGAUCCAGAAAAAGAUAAGGGUAAAGACGAGGAUGACAAAACUAAGAGUGAAGAAUGUGAAGAAUUAAAGAUAAAUAGUGAAGUUAAAAGCGAAAAGAAAGAUGGUGCCAAUCUCGAAGAAAAUAAGAAAGAGGCUAAAGAGGAAUAUUUAAAUGAUGCAUUGUCCGCUGAUGACGCCGAUAAAGUAGAUGAUAAAUCCAAAAUUGAAUCAUUAGAUCAAAAGCAAAUGAUCGAAGUUGAGGAAUAUCUGGUAAAGUACAGAAAUUUUUCGUAUUUGCAUUGCGAAUGGAAAACUGAAGAAGAAUUAUAUAAAGGUGAUAAGCGAAUACAGGCUAAACUAAAAAGAUUUCAACAAAAAAAGCAACAAAGCACAAAUAUAUUUGAAAAUACGGAAGAUGAUCCAUUCAAUCCAGACUUCGUAGAAGUUGACAGAGUACUUGAUGAAGCUAUUCACACUGAUCCCACGACAGGUGAAACUGUCAAACAUUAUUUGGUUAAGUGGCGUUCGUUACAAUAUGAAGAAUGUACGUGGGAGUUAGAAGAAGACGUGGAUCCCGAAAAAAUUGAACAGUUCCAUAAAUUUAACAAAGUCCCUCUGAAAGAUCAGUGGAAGCCAAAAAAGAAACCAUCCGCGUCUCAAUGGGUAAAAUUAGAAGAAUCUCCAGUUUAUAAAGGUGGCAACAGCUUGAGGCCGUAUCAAUUAGAAGGUCUUAAUUGGCUACUUUUUUCUUGGUACAACUCUCAUAAUUGUAUAUUAGCAGAUGAAAUGGGUCUGGGUAAAACUAUACAAUCAUUGACCUUUGUAAAUGAAGUAUACAAAUACGGCGUUCGAGGACCGUUUUUAAUAAUUGCACCGCUCUCGACAAUUCCUAAUUGGCAGCGAGAAUUUGAAUCUUGGACUGAUAUGAAUGUUAUUGUUUAUCAUGGAUCUGCUGCUAGUCGGACAAUGAUAUCUGAAUAUGAAGUUUAUUAUAAAAAUGAUAAAGGCCAGCAAAUCAAAGAUCUGAUUAAAUUCAAUGUUCUCAUUACAACUUUUGAAAUUAUAAUAACUGAUUUUAAUGAGCUGAAAGGUUACAAUUGGCGAAUAUGCGUUAUAGAUGAAGCCCAUAGAUUGAAAAAUAGAAAUUGUAAAUUACUUGAAGGUCUUAGACAACUAAAUCUAGAGCACAGGGUUCUUCUUUCCGGUACUCCGUUGCAAAAUAACGUAAACGAAUUGUUUUCAUUACUCAAUUUCCUAGAACCAACGCAGUUUGCGAGCAGCGAUGCUUUCUUAAAAGAGUUUGGUAAUUUAAGCAGUGAAGAUGAAGUUCACAAACUACAAGUUCUCUUGAAACCAAUGAUGCUGCGAAGAUUGAAAGAAGAUGUGGAAAAGUCACUUGCUCCAAAGCAAGAGACCGUUAUUGAAGUAGAAUUAACAAAUAUACAAAAGAAAUAUUACAGAGGUAUUCUCGAAAGAAAUUUUUCAUUUCUUGCCAAGGGUACCACUUCAGCCAAUCUUCCUAAUUUAAUGAAUACCAUGAUGGAGUUAAGAAAAUGCUGUAUACAUCCAUUUUUACUUAAUGGAGCCGAAGAUCAAAUCCAACUUGAUUAUAAAGACGUAAAAGAGGAUUCAGAUGCUUAUCACCAAGCUUUAGUUAAUAGUUCUGGUAAAAUGGUUCUUAUUGAUAAAUUGUUGCCAAAAUUAAAGGCUAGUGGUCAUAGAGUAUUGGUAUUCAGUCAAAUGGUCAAAUGCCUUGAUCUUUUAGAAGACUACUUGCUCUACAAAAAAUAUCCUUAUGAACGAAUUGAUGGACGCAUUCGAGGAAAUUUAAGACAAGCUGCUAUAGAUCGCUAUUGUAAACCUGACUCGGAUAGAUUUGUAUUUCUUCUUUGCACGAAAGCAGGUGGCCUUGGCAUCAAUCUUACAGCAGCCGAUACUGUAAUUAUUUACGACAGUGACUGGAAUCCUCAAAACGAUCUCCAGGCUCAAGCUAGAUGUCAUAGAAUAGGUCAGUCAAAAAUGGUUAAAGUCUAUCGGCUUUUAUGCCGCAAUACUUACGAGAGAGAAAUGUUUGAUAAAGCAUCUUUGAAAUUGGGAUUGGACAAAGCAAUAUUACAAUCAAUGAAUACCAGUCAAGGUGGCAAGGAUCCAAAUAACAAAGCAUUGACAAAGAAAGAAAUUGAAGACUUGCUCAAGAAAGGAGCUUAUGGUGCCAUCAUGGAUGAUGAUAAUGCUGCUGACAAAUUUUGCGAGGAAGAUAUCGAUCUGAUCCUAGCUAGGAGGACACAGAUCAUCACCAUUGAAGCUGAAAAGGGUUCUACUUUUUCAAAAGCAAGCUUUGCAUGUUCAUCAAAUAGAUCUGACAUAAAUAUUGAUGAUCCAGAUUUUUGGAAAAAAUGGGCGAAGAAGGCUGAAAUUGACACGACCGAGAAGAAAGAGGAAGAUGACUUGGUUUUGUCUGAACCAAGAAGAAGGACUCAAAUCAAACGAUAUGGUCACGAUGAAUCGGUUGUUGAUAUGUCGGAACUUGAUAGUUCCGAGGAUAGUGAUGAUGAAAUAGGCAUUGGCCUGUCGGGCAAGAAACGCAAUCGAGAUAAGCUCAACAAAAAAUCUCGUAAAUUCUAUGACGAGUAUGUGCCACGCGAGGGAGAAGUAGUGUACGGCAAUUGGGCCCGUAGCGAAUGCUUCAAAGUUGAGAGAGGACUGCUGACUUUUGGAUGGGGACGUUGGGAAGAGAUUCUACAGCAUAGUCAAUUACGUCGCGGGUGGACUGAGGCUGAUAUUGAAGACUGUGCUCGAGUGAUCCUGGUUUAUUGUCUGCGUUAUUAUCGUGGCGACGAGAAGAUCCGUAAUUUCAUUUGGGAUCUAAUAACGCCGCUGGAAAAUGGAGAGAAAGCAAAGAACGUGCAGGUGAAUCAAGGUGCGUCUAGCAAUCGAAAUAGCAGACAGCAACAACAGCAAAAGAAAAAAAGCAGUAGAGUACGUGAAACUAGAGGAUCAACUAAUGCCAGCAGCAAUAAUGGCCCCGCCGAUCCUAAUCACUGGAGUCAUGCCGAAAAAUAUGAUGGUGACAUAUUUCUUGAGAGUACAUACAAAAAGCACUUGAGUCGACACGCCAACAAAGUCUUGCUGCGAGUGAGGAUGCUCUAUUAUAUUAAACACGAAAUAAUCGGAGAUUUGGUACAGCACAUUAACGACGGUGUGCACGUGAGUGCGUUGCGGCUAAACCUGCCACAAUUGCCAGAGAAGCCAGUCAAGUGGUGGGAUUCGAUGGCCGACAAGUCCCUAGUCGUGGGCUGCUACAAACACGGCUAUGAGAGUUUCGACCAGAUGAGGAGUGAUCCCACGCUCACAUUCAUAAAAAGCUGCCCGCUCCCUCCCCAGAUCGAUAAUAAGUCCAAGGAUGAUUCCGGUAUGGAUAUAAGCGAGCUCGAAGAAGGCGAGUCCUCGGGCAUCGGCAAAGACUCGCUAGCGAAUUCACCGUCGGUGUCAGCGAAUAAGGCUGACAAUGAAGCUGGUUCUAGUGGAGUUCAAGACGGUCUGGAAAUUAUCGCGGACGAUGAAAAAAAUUGGCCGAGCGUCGUUGAUAUGAACACGCGUUUGAGACGAGUUAUAACGUCUUAUCAAAGGAACAUCAAUAAAAAAGAGGACAUAAAAACAUCCAUUAUGUCGAAUAAUAAAGUCGGCCAGGAUAUCAAACUCGGUAACCACCAGGGCAUUCCGACUAUGGAUUCCCCUCUGAAUGUCCAAAAUUGGGAUUUGCAAAAGCUAGCUAUGUAUCUUUUGAAGAUGGAGAGAAAGGAAAAGAUGGAACAAAUGGUCAAGGAGCGCGAAAGGACACGCUUGGAGGAGCACAAAGCCAAAUGGUCGAGGCGGGAAGAAAGCGAAUUUCUUCGCGUUGUUUCCACUUACGGCGUCAAUUAUGACAGAAAGAAAGCGCAAUAUGAUUGGACCAGAUUCAAAACUUUGGCCAGAUUUGACAAAAAGAGCGAUAGUGAUCUCACCGAGUAUUAUAUGGCUUUUAGAGCAAUGUGUAAAAGAGCAUGUAGCGCAAAGAUGAGCGAGGAAGAAGGUUCUGCAGAUAUGCCGAUCGAACUUUUGAGUUCAAAUAAAGCCAGGCAUAUUUUGGAUCGCAUAGACUUGCUGAGCAAAAUCAGAGAGGAAAUGCUGUCGCAUCCUCAAUUAGAAGAACAUUUGUCUUUGUGCCAGCCGUCGGGUGAUACUCCAGACUGGUGGAUACCAGGACGACACGAUAAAGAACUUUUACUUGGGGCAGCUAAACAUGGACUCGGACGCACCGACAUCACCAUACUCAAUGAUCCGGAUUUUUCAUUUCAUAAAAUGUUGAGUAGAAGCUUGAACCGAGAGAGUCUCGAUCGCUCAGACAAAGCUAUUAAAAUUGAAAACAGAGAGGAUAUUUUAAAAUUCGAUAAAGAUGAAAUUUUGGUGAAACUAGAAAAGGGUGAAGGAACAUUAAAAAUUGAAAAAGUUAGCAUCAAGAAAGACUCUCCGCACACCUCGGAUAAAAAAGGAGAAACUGGAAAGAGCCAAGUUGAACUCACCAUUAUAAAAUCUGAAAAUAAACCCGAAGAAAAACAGAUCACUGCUGGCGGUUUAACCAUCACUACUAUAACUAAGCCUUUGCCUAUUGACAAAGAAGUUGACCAUGAAAAACCGGAAAAAUAUGAAAAAUCUAAAUUAACUGCUGAGUGCGAAAAUGUGAAGCUAGAUCGUGCGGAUAAAUUGGAAACCAAAGCGACUGAUAUUGAAUCCAUGGAAAAAGAUGAAAGUGAUGUAUCCACCGACAAGAACGAGGACGAAACGAAGAAAAUGGAAGUCGAUAGAGAUGAAAGCAAAGAAGGAAAUUUGAUAGAUGAAUCUAAAGAACUGGCAUCAGAAACCCAUGAGGAUAAAGCGGUGGAAAACUCGGAAGAAAAUAGUGAAACUACUAGCAAAGCAGAAAAAACAGAUGUUGAAAAGAGUAGUAAUGAAGAAACAUCUACUGAAGAAGAUAAACGGCAAGACAGGAAUGAAAAAAUGGAUAUGUCUAUUGAUAAAAUUACUAUAAUCGAUGAGAAAAUUGACGAUAGCGAAGCUAAAGUCAAUGAUGCUAAGACUGAAGAAAUGAAAAAGAUUGACGACGACAAUAAAAUUGCAGAAACCCAUAAGAUUGCUGAUGUCACUGAUGAAAACGAUGCAAAAAAGAAGCCAGAUACAACGGACAUAGAAAAAGAAGUAUUAGAAAAUAAAUCGGAUAACAAAACUGAAAAGGAAGAGAUUGAAAAAAAGACCAAAGAUGACAAAGUGAAAGAGUCACUUGAAGUGGAAAAAAAUAAGGAAAAGGAAGCGGAAAAUGAAAUGGAAAAAGAAAAACAAGUGGAAAAAGAAAAGGAAGUAGAAAAGGAAAAGCCGAAGCCUCUUCAACUUAAAGAUGACAAAUUAUCAAUCACGAAAAUUGAAGACAAAUGUAGCAUGCAAGCAGCAGAACUGAAGGCAAUGUUUCCAGAUUUGGAGGUAAUUCAGCCGCUAUCACGAUUAACUCAGAUUGAUACAUUCGUGCUUCGAGACAGCAAGGAACCCACCGUUGCUCAACUCUUGGGACACACCCACAAGUCAUCAAUUAAAUGGCCAAAGGAACAUGCUAUUGAAGCUCGUUUGAUGCACAUCGUACAUGCUAUUGAGCAUAAAGAAUGGCCUGUUUCCAUAAACUUUACUGCUGGUGACGAAAUUGAAAUCAUAGAAAAAGACAGAUCUGAAAUCAUAACAAUCACUACGGAUCACGGGAUCCCACGUCCAAUCACUGCAAAUAUUGGAGGUAGCAGCGGUAAUAGUAUAACCAUUAGUAAUAUUGGCAGCAGUGGCUCUCAUGGUAGCAACAUCAACAUUGGUAGUAAUAUAAGUGGUAGUAAUUCAUCCGCCUUGAAGAAACGUAAAAGGCAUAUUGCCAUUGACGUUGAAACGGAACGCGCUAAACUUCAUGCAUUGCUGAAUAGUAGUCAUCUGGCAUCUCAACCACCUUCUCAGUUAAGCAAGCCAGUUUUGUCUAGUGGAAGUUGGGAUAUUAAUGAUGAUUUGGAAGAUACAAGACGUUCAACCCAACCACCACCAGCUCAUCAGCAAACUAGAGCUCCCGCCAUACCAUUUGACUUAAAAUAUACUAUACCUGGCAAACCCACGAUUAUUCCAGGCACAUCUAGCACUUUAACGCCUAUAGAUUUAUCAUCUGGGUAUUCAUCUAAGCCAUCCACUGAUAAUUCUAACAAAGAUAUUAUGAAUGAGGUACAAGACUUCUCUAUGCCAAGUAAGAUUAAACAAAUUAGUAGUAACAAGGGAAAAUUGGAUAGUAUGUUAGAAAAAUUUGUAAAGAAAAGGAAUAUUACCGUGGAAGAGCCACCAGUAGGUAAAGAGAAGAAGCGAAGAAAGCUAGACGAAAUCGUGCAAGGUUUGCAGCGAGAAAAAGAGCAACAGAGCACUCAUUAUCCGGAACACAGUAAGAAGGGUACUAUAACGCCAAAUGUAACUGUAACUCCAACUUCGGCCCCAGUUGGCCUUCCCAAUCCACCUUCAUCGUCGCAGAAACCGUUCUCGAUCACUGUUACCUCGAUACCAUCUUCGAGAUCAUCUGGCAGCUCUGUGAGUCAAUUGCCACCACCAUCGUCACAUUCGCACAAAGACAGCUUUUCAGCUUUAUUAGCUCAGGCCGAACAACAGAAUAGGGAACUUUUAAAGAAACAACAACAGCAGCAGCAACAACAGCAGCAACAACAACAGCAACAAAUGCUCAAUGUAGCUCAUGCCUCCUCUUCUUCGAGCCAUAGAAAGAGUUAUGAAUCUAUGAUUGCCGAAAUCAACAAAGUAGCCGAAUAUUCCUCGAAAGUUGGAGCUUACUCUCACGAAGCCAAAGUUAACAAAUGGUUAGCCGAACAAACAGCAAUGUCGGAGCAAUUCAAUGCUGAAUAUCUAAAUGCAGCUAGAAGACGAAGACCUCGCGUUGAUCCAACUCUUCUUGAUUGGAAAAAGCUUACUGGCGAGGAAAAUGUGGCUGUGAUAAACAGGCUUACUGGCAAAAAGGUGACUGGAAGCAAAGCUCCACAAUUGAAGCGACUUGGACAAUGGUUAAUGGAAAAUCCCAUGUACGAUGUAGAUCCUAAGUGGGCCGAACUAGUGAAAGAACGUGGCAAUUUGCCACAUGAUUUACAAAAGCGAUUGCCAGGGCAAGAGAGACAACGACAAGACAAGGGCAAGAGCCCCGGUAGGCCGCCAAUGAUGCCAAGUCCAAACAGUCAGCAAUCGAGUGUCAGUCAGGCGAAUUUGGCAGCCACCUCGAUGGCGUCGGGCCUCAACUUUCCCGGACUGGGCAAUUUAAACAACUCGCUGCUGUCGAGUCUCUCGUUAGGCAAUUUCGAUCCAAAAAAUCCAUUACUCAUGCCCUUUGGUGGUUUGCCUAAUCUCGGCGCUCUCGGUGGACUGGGCAACUUGGGUAACCUUGGCAACAUGAAUCUGACAAAUUCGUUGUUUGCCAACUUGGCAGGAUUAGGUCUGCCUGGAUUGACCGGAAUGGAGGGUCUAACAAGUGGUGCCGGCGGUCCCACGACCACCAGUCAAGCAGAAACAAAUGUGGUGAGUUCGGCUAGCGCCCGAGGCACUAACUCGACAAGCAUAGCAAGUACAAGCAAGUCACGCACAAAGAUGGACACCCCGAUGACGAGCAAGUCGUCGGCUCCGUCUACGUCUACGUCCUCGUCGCUACCGACGACGACGCCCUUCCCCUUCUUCUUCCCAAACCCCAGUCUACUUUACACACCCCUUGGCCUCGGCGGUCUCAAUCCUUUCUCUAUGCAACCCGGUGGCGUCUCCUCCGCAUAUGAGAGUCUCGCCCAAUGCGGUCUCUUGCCUCCAACCUCCACCGCUUUGUCCUCACGCAAGUCCACGUCGGUUUCGUCUAGCUCGAGGCACGCCGGUGCCAGUAACCGAGAAGAGGUAUCUAUCAAGCGCAGUAAGGACGCGCAGCUUGAAAAAAAGCCUAGCAGCAGUAGAUAUCCACCGCUCGACCCAACUUUGAGCUUGCAGCAGUAUACGGACGCCGCCCUCCACGCGGCGGCUUCGGCGGCCGCCUCCGAGGAACGUCGACGCUCCUCGAGCUCCGCUGCUCUGGAUAGGAAGCCCCAUACGGAAACAAUCGAACUAGGUGAUAUUGCCGAUCUUUCCGCACGCAUUGAGCGCAAAACCAAGGAACAAGAAAUGAAGGAAGCUCUCGAGCAGCUUAGCAAAACCAGUGCUGAACUGUUCACUAGGAAUCUUGAAAGCUUGCAGCAAGUUUCGGGUAAGAGAAGCUCGCUAGAAGUCAGCCUCGAGCCCAUUGUCAAGAAGCCACGAGUAGAUUUGAAAGAUUACGGUAGAGACUUUGACAGUACCGUUAUUUCUUUGACUUCGGCGGCUUCCACUCGCGAUGGUAGCAAUUUACCUCCACCGCCUGGGAGACCUCCUUCGCGUCCACCGUCCCGGCCUCCAUCGUCACAUCGAGAAACCAUGAGCAAUCCUGCAUCUAUUUUACCGAAAAUCGCUGCAACGAUCGAGCCUAUAUCCGAAGUGGAAGCGAGGUCGGUCCCACAAAGCCCCACGCAAUCGGGUGCUGCUCACAUUUCGGUCUCACCAGCGCUCUCCGGUUCGACGGCUCACUCUAUGAGGUCACCGGCCAUUUCUCCAGCUCCGUCGACGGCGUCGCCGUCCAAACAACAGACACCCGAGCCCAGCCCUUCCCACAACACCUCGGGCAGUAGUAACAAGGAAUCAUCAGACUCGAUCCCAUCGUUUGACGAGACAUCUUUGGCGCAAGCCAGCACUACUAAGGUGACCGAUGGUUUGAGCAAGGCUUCGAGUACCGAGUUGACCGAAUCCUCUGUUGACGAUGGCAAGGGAAUGAAAAGUAAAAAAGCCAGAAACACUAAGCGAUUAGUCACCGAACCACCAGUUGAACGAAAAAACUUGCGCUCCAGCGCUGGCAGACAGGCUCGAGCAGCCGCCGAGAGACAGGAGCGAGAGCAAGCUGAGCAGCAGCUACAACAGCAACAGCAGCAAGAGAGCCAUGGCUCCAACGAAUAAAUACGAUGAGUGCUUGAAUCAGAACUUUUUUAGUCUGAUUUCCGUUACUAAUAACCGAGUUUUGAAACAGUGAUUCAUCGAAGACAUUGAGUUUUUGACAAAAAAGAAAUGCGUGAACAAGUGAUUUUUAACCUUUGGUAUGAGACAAACUAAGGCUAAUAUAGUGAAUUUAUUUAAAAUGAGAAAUUUGAUAAACGAUAGAAUACUGAGUGAAAAUACGCGUGAUAAACCACAUCCAAGGGCGGGCAAUAGUAUUUUGUGAUGUAAUCCUUUAUGUGGUAAUUUUAAUUUCAUAAUGUUAUUAUGACGAGAUAUAAUUUUGUUAAAUUUCUUAUACUUUUUGAUCGUAUUGGUUUUCACCAGGGACUGUUUUGUAUAACUGCUGCUAUAUACAUUAAAUACUAUACGCAUAAUAGUGUAAUCAUACUAUGAAAACGUAAAUUAGACGUAACUUGUUAAACGAAAAUGUAAAUAUGAUAUAAUUCGUCUAGGUAUUAUAAGUGAAAACGUGUACUUGGAAAAUGUAUAUAAUGCAGUGUACUUUUAAUUAUACAUUAGGUGAGAUAAUAAACGGCUUUUUUUGUUGUUUGCAGAAAUGAAUUUCAUUUAAAUCAACGAAUUAAUGUUUAUUAAAUCAAAAAUUUUAUUUCAGUCGUCA